UUCCAUUCGUGUCUGCUGCCACAACGUACCGUGCGUACCCCUGUCGAUUGCCUACUUGGUGGUGAUGGGCAUGGUUGGCAGCCCGAGAAAGCAGCACGGCGGCGGCGGCGGAAGCCACUCGGCCUCGUUCCUCCUCGGGGCUCUCCUCCCCACGCUCCUGCUCUUCCUCCUCGCCUCCGACCGGGUCGGCGAGCGGCUGGCCAGCAUCUCCACCUACACCUUGGGGAACAACAAUGGAUGGUCAUCGGCUCAUGAGCAGAUGAUGACCCAUGAUGCCAACCUCACGGACACGGAGGAGAGGGUGUUCCCGGGGCUGGCGGAGCUGCUGCCGAGGGUGGCCACGGACGACGGGACGGUGAUCAUCACGUCGGUGAACGAGGCGUGGUCGCGGCCGGGCUCCCUCCUCGACCUCUUCCGCGCGGGCUUCAAUAGCGGCGAGGAGAUCGCGCACCUCCUCAACCACACCCUCAUCGUGGCCGUCGACCCCGGCGCGCUGGCGCACUGCGAGGCCGUGCACCCGCACUGCUACCUCCUCGAGGUCACCUCCGCCAACGUCAGCUCCGCCAACCGCUUCAUGACCAGGAGCUACCUGGAGCUGGUGUGGGCCAAGCUGGAGCUCCAGCAGCGCGUCCUCCAGCUCGGCUACAGCUACCUCUUCACCGACGUGGACAUCAUGUGGCUGCGCAACCCGUUCCGGCACAUCAGCCUCUACGCCGACAUGGCCAUCUCCACCGACCGGUUCAACGGCGACGCCGAGUCCCUGGCGAACGCGCCCAACACCGGCUUCUACUACGUCAAGUCCACCAACCGCACGGUGGAGAUGGUGAGGCGGUGGCGGGCGGCGCGGUCGCGGUUCCCGCCGACCCAGCACGACCAGGCGGUGUUCGACGAGAUCAAGGGCGAGCUGGCGGGCGGCGAGCUGCGGAUCAGGUUCGUGUUCCUGGACACGGCGCUCUUCGACGGCUUCUGCCAGCUCCACGGCGAGAUGGACCGGGUGUGCACCAUGCACGCCAACUGCUGCAUUGGGCUCGAGAACAAGGUGCACGACCUCACCAACAUGGCCGCCGACUGGAAGAACUACACGAGCCUAGCGCCGCCGGAGAGAAGGGACAGCGGGCGCACGUGGACGGCCCCCGCCCAGUGCGAGGAGUCCAUGAGCUAGGCAGCGCUGACCCUGACCAGGUCCGGCCGCGUGCAUGCAUGCAUGCCUGCACGGUUAAGCAGUAGAGUACUGCAAAUCAGCCUUGUAACUCUCAAUUGAUUAGAAAAUCGAUCGAAAUAUUGUGGGA
Molecule: messenger RNA, 1289 nt
Organism: Triticum aestivum (bread wheat)
Lineage: Eukaryota; Viridiplantae; Streptophyta; Magnoliopsida; Poales; Poaceae
Exons: 1
Coding region: 65-1162 (365 amino acids)
Source: RefSeq, a predicted model, not a curated record